This is a messenger RNA of Clupea harengus (Atlantic herring), 3310 nucleotides long. RefSeq names its product striatin, calmodulin binding protein 3 (gene strn3). The record is from RefSeq and is a predicted model, not a curated record. Lineage: Eukaryota; Metazoa; Chordata; Actinopteri; Clupeiformes; Clupeidae. The transcript is spliced from 10 exons. Gene Ontology annotation, cellular component: dendrite. The coding region runs from base 1 to 1371 and encodes 456 amino acids. Gene Ontology annotation, molecular function: armadillo repeat domain binding; protein phosphatase 2A binding; calmodulin binding.
AUGAGGACAUGCUUCUACACCACCAAGCAAGCUACAUCCUCAGGACACGCCCUUAACAAGUCUAGUCGGGUGCUGGAGCGGAGACCGGAGUAUUUGGAAUACCGUGUGUGUGUGUGUGUGUGUGUGCAUUAUGGGAGUGUAAGUGUGAGUUCCCUUCUCCGAGGUGUGGCAUGUUGUUUACUGAUCCUCUCCUCUCGGCUGCUCCUAUUCUUAGCUGAGCCCUUGCCGUACCCAUCCGGAGGGGGCAAGUCGUUCCUGCUGAGCUCCGAGGACGGCCUGGAGAGCGUGUUGGGCCUGGGAGACCUGGCAGACCUCACCGUGGCCAACGACGAGGCCGAAUACAGCUAUGAUCUGCCGACCAAUAAGGACGCUUUCAGGAAGACGUGGAACCCCAAGUACACGCUGCGCAGCCACUUUGACGGGGUGCGCGCCCUGGCCUUCCACCCCGUGGAGCCCGUGCUGGUCACCGUCUCUGAAGACCACACACUCAAGCUGUGGAACCUGCAGAAGACGGUCCCCGCCAAAAAAAGUGCCUCUCUUGAUGUGGAGCCCAUCUACACCUUCAGAGCCCAUGUUGGGCCUGUGCUCUCCUUGGCGGUCAGCUCCAGCGGAGAGCACUGUUUCAGUGGUGGCAUCGACUCGACCAUUCAGUGGUGGAACAUGCCCAGCUCCAACGUCGACCCAUACGACACCUACGACCCUAGUGUUCUGGCAGGCUCUCUGCUCGGGCACACAGAUGCGGUGUGGGGCCUGACCUACAGUGGCAUCAAGAACCGGCUGCUGUCCUGUUCUGCCGACGGAACCGUGCGGCUCUGGAACCCCAAGGAGAAGACCUCCUGCCUCACCACCUACAAUGUAGAGAAAGAACACGGUAUCCCCACGGCAGUGGACUUCACAGGCUGUGACCCUGCGCACAUGGUGACGUCCUUCAACACGGGCAAUGCCAUCAUCUACGACCUGGAGACGUCCCAGCCCAUCGUAGUGUUCCCCGCUCAGGGCGAGAGCACUCUGCCCGCCGGUAACCACAUCAACAAGGUGGUGAGCCACCCCACACUGCCCGUCACGGUCACUGCCCACGAGGACCGGCACAUCAAAUUCUUUGACAACAAAUCGGGGAAACUCAUCCAUGCCAUGGUGGCUCACUUAGACGCUGUCACCUGCUUGGCAGUGGACCCCAAUGGCAUCUACCUGAUGUCAGGAAGCCAUGACAGUUCAGUGCGCCUGUGGAACUUGGACAGCAAGACGUGCGUGCAGGAGAUCACCGCCCACCGGAAGAAGUCGGACGAGAGCAUCUACGACGUGGCCUUCCACCCGUCCAAGGCCUACAUCGCCAGCGCCGGGGCGGACGCGCUCGCCAAAGUCUUCGUGUAGAGCAGCCGCCUCGGAGCGGGAUAGAGACCUGGAACCCUCACGCACACACACCACACACACACGCACGCACACACACACGCAUACACACACAUACAUGGACAGACUUGAGAAACAGACUGCUUCACUGCCUUGUGUAACGGUAGCAUCCCUGAACACUACAACGAAGCCUCCUCCUCCUGCUCCUGCUCCUGUAGCCCUGGCAGAGCUGAUGCUCGCGAGGACUUCCGGCUGAGGGGGAGCCUCUUUUGCUAGGGGGGGCCGACUGCAGCCCCUCCCCUCCCCCCAAACCCCUCUCUCCAGUUUGAUCGGAAAUCCCCAGACUGGCAAGAGAAACACAUACAGACACACACAAAAUAACUGAAGUAUUGUUUUAACUGUAAUUUACUGUGCGUUGCAGCUGGGGGGAUUAAAUAAAAAAAACAAAGCCAGCUUCUGUAGCCUUUCGAGUGCGUGAAAGCUGGGCAGAAAUCGGUUCUGUAGGGGAACCAUGGAGUGGUUCUUGAAUCAUGUGCGUCAGUAGGUCAUUUUUUUGGACCUUAGAACCCCACCCAACCCCACCCCACCCCCUCCUCCGCUCUAGACUGGGUGUUUAGUUCUCCAUCCCAGUCUCCCCUGCAACUUCUCUUGUAGCAUAAAAAGAGAAUAGACAUACACCUCCUCAGUUCGAUCACCCUCAUACCUUAGCUAUUAGUUUCAUGACAUUUUGUGUAAAAAAAAAAAAGUAUAUAUAUAUAAAUAUAUAGUUUUUAUAAUCCUUUUUAUAUAAAUAAAGACUGCCAUAACAGCACUGAAAAUUUCAGUUUUUAAUUAAUUGGAGAGGAAGAGCGUUUGACCAUUCUGCCCCCCCCCCCCCAAUCCUACUCCCCUCUCUCGGCCUGGUCUUCUGCCGGUGAAGGAAGGCUAGCGUUCCCAGUCGUUCGCUGACUCGGGAACAGAUACAGGCCGGAUCCGGGGCCGAUCCACUCUGGCCACUGUCUGGGUCAUGUCUCCCAAAGCUUUCUGUUCCCCUGACCCGUAUCCCCCUCAUCCCCCCCCCCACCCGUGACUGUAGGACAAGAGGUGCACCCACAGGUCCUGGCUUCUGGAAGAGCUCUUAAAGAUUAUAAAGUUAACUGCAGCAUCCUAUCACUAUGUGAUAUUUUUGUACACCUUCUGUAUUAGAGUUAAUUUAUCACAGGGUUUAGACAUCUUUGCAAAAAAAAAAAAAAAACGCUAUCCGUGUAUUUAUUUCACAGUUUGGUUAGUCUUGUUCUUUAUUUCAUGAAAGAGUGCGGUCUUAGGAUGUCCGAGAUCUUUAUUUCAUGAAAGAGUGCGGUCUUAGGAUGUCUUCGAGAUCUUUAUUUCAUGAGAGAGUGCAGUCUUAGGAUGUCCUUGAGAUCCGCCUCCUGGAAAGAAGCAGGAGCGGCACUCGUAAAUAGAAGAUUUGAAAGAAAAUGGCGGCUUCCGCACAGCGAAAGAAGCCCCUUGGUGUCGCUACAGAUCAGUGCUUUGAAGCAUACGGAGGAACUGUUAUUUUUGGGGUAUUUCUGUUUUUCUUCAUUUUUUUUUUGGUUUCUUUUAAACGGAAGGGAUUUGAACGGCAACAUCCGAGAUGAAUCACGGUUCUAAGCAUCUUGUGUUUGGUUGUACUUUUUCCCUACUUUUAUCCUGUAAAACAUUUUAUUUUCAAACAUGCUACAGUUUAUGGUGUAACUAAAGAUUUUUUUUUUGUUUGUGUAAUGCAUGAUUAAUACAAUAAAGUAUUUUUUCUAGUCUUCCAAAAGGAAAAAAAAAAGUUCUGAUCAGUUUGCGAGUUUUGAUGAGUUUUGUAAGGUUUUUGAUUUACAAACUAUGAAUCAGCAGAUUUUAAAGAUUGUACCACAUAGCAAAAUACCGCUGUUGAAAAGUAAUGUAUAUAAAAUGUCUAUAAUAAAUAUUAAAUGGUGUACCUGUACAUACA